AUGGGUCGUCGUAAAAUUGAGAUUGAGAUGGUGAGAAACUCAAACACAAGACAAGUCACAUUCUCAAAGCGUCGAACAGGUCUAUUCAAGAAAGCAAAUGAAUUAUCUAUUUUGAGUGGAGCAGAAGUAGCUAUUGUCGUGUUUUCUCCAGGGAAUAAGCCAUACUCAUUUGGUCACCCAGAAGUUGAUGUUGUCGCGGCCAAGUAUCUUCAACAAGAUCCUGAAUCAAGUGACUCCGAAGGAGACCCCUCUUUUGAUGCUUCCAAUAUGAACGAGUUGAAUCUAGAACUUGUAGAGGUAUUGACCCAAAUUCGUGAAGUUGAAAAGCAGACUGAGGCAUAUGAUAAGAUCCUAAAGCAAAAUGACGUGACAACACUCUUUGACCUUGAAGAAUUGAUAAAUUCAUAUAAAGAACUUCAAAAUUGGGUGAAAUUGAGACUUAGUGAUCUCAAAAUAUCAGAAUAUUUGUUGCUUCUUGCUACAGAGCCAGUUGUUGGGGUUAAAGCAAAAUCUACAAAAAAGAAUAGAAGAAAAAGUUGA
This is a messenger RNA of Trifolium pratense (red clover), 540 nucleotides long. RefSeq names its product agamous-like MADS-box protein AGL29. NCBI's taxonomy places the organism in Eukaryota, Viridiplantae, Streptophyta, Magnoliopsida, Fabales, Fabaceae. Gene Ontology annotation, molecular function: protein dimerization activity; RNA polymerase II cis-regulatory region sequence-specific DNA binding; DNA-binding transcription factor activity, RNA polymerase II-specific. The record is from RefSeq and is a predicted model, not a curated record. Gene Ontology annotation, biological process: regulation of transcription by RNA polymerase II. Bases 1 to 540 code for a protein of 179 amino acids. The transcript has a single exon.